Macrosiphum euphorbiae (potato aphid) is the source of this 300-nucleotide messenger RNA. Lineage: Eukaryota; Metazoa; Arthropoda; Insecta; Hemiptera; Aphididae. The record is from the annotation of a GenBank genome assembly.
AUGGACGCUUUAAAACAAUCAUUGACAGCGCAGACGGAUAUUCAAUUCAUCUCCGUAGGAGACCUCACGGUAGACAGAACGUAUCCAAUAAUGAAAAUGGUCAAUCGGGACACACAGUAUGGACGAGCGAUCGUAUGCACACUUGAGGAUAUUGCGGGGAGUCUUUUCCAAGUCUAUCUACCCAAGUCCAUCCAACUCGAGGACGAUGAAAUCUUAGAGUUCAACAGUAGAACUGAGAAAACCAUAAAUCUCGUAUUCAAAGGACGGCGGGGGAGGGCAUUCAAUAUCGCAUUCGUGUAG